Messenger RNA from Cercospora beticola, 1950 nucleotides. RefSeq lists its product as uncharacterized. Gene Ontology annotation, molecular function: cysteine-type deubiquitinase activity. Lineage: Eukaryota; Fungi; Ascomycota; Dothideomycetes; Mycosphaerellales; Mycosphaerellaceae. The record is from RefSeq and is a predicted model, not a curated record. Gene Ontology annotation, biological process: protein deubiquitination; ubiquitin-dependent protein catabolic process. Gene Ontology annotation, cellular component: cytoplasm.
UGCCGAUGCCGAUGCUGAACACAAUGGCCUCCUCGUCUUCGAACCCUUGUGCGGCCUCGACGAGCAAACUUGGCAUGUCUGCCGUUUGCUCGCCUUUUGUGCCGCCAACCUGACGUGCCUCACCGUGCCUGCCUGCCUGCUCGCAUCCAUUGCUUCGUCACCAACUGGUCGACGACAAUUUACUAACGCCACAUUGACAGUACCGCAGCAAGAAUGCCGCCGAAACGAGGAAAGAAGCGGAAGCACCAGGAGACGACCAACGGUGAUGGGACCAACGGCAAUGUCGCACUUGCACCUCCAGACCGCGACGCUUGGGAGGGCUGGGUGGAAAUGGAGAGUGAGCCAGCUUUCUUCAAUGUCAUGCUGAAAGAGAUGGGAGUUCGAGGAGCCAAAGUGCAAGAAGUAUUAUCUAUUGACGAAGAGGGACUCGCCAUGUUGCCGAGACCAGUGCAUGCACUCAUAUUCCUUUUCCGCUACAGGACCCAAGAUGAGCAAGACCAGUACACCGGAGCUCCGCAGAAACACAUCUGGUUUGCGAACCAGGUUCCCGAUUUUGCCUGUGCUACCAUUGCCACCUUGAACAUCGUCAAUAACAUUCCUGGGCUGCAGAUGGGAAAGGAACUUCGCGAGUUUAGGGAACUCACCAAAGACAUUGAUCCCAUCGAGCGUGGCCGGGAGAUUAAUCGCUUUGAUUUUGUGAGGCGCAUUCACAACUCAUUCGCAAGCGAGAACGAUAUUUUGACUGCUGAUUUGCACGCUCGGGGAAAAAUCGCUAAAGCUAAGAAGAAAGCGGCAGCCGAAAAAGCUAAAGCUACAAGGCAAAAGAACAAGGUGAAAGACGAGUCCGACGCGGAGGCGCCCAGAAGGCCAACUAGGGCCGAGCGCGCAAGCAGGACAAGUCGCACACCAACGAUAGACACAGAUGCUUCGUCGACGAAACCAUCAAAGCCAACACAGAACGCCGUCAAAUCGGUGAAGUCGAGCUCCGAGCCAGACGCAGAUGGCGACUUCAAACUCAGCGGCAAAGGGAAGGCGCGCGUGACCAAGCUGAAGGGACCACGUCCACCCGACUCAGAGACCGAGGAAGACGUCGAAAAACAGCCUCGCCGCUCUGGCCGAGCACGCAAAGCUCCCAAUCGGGACGUCUAUGUCUCCGAAGCGCCAGAAGUGCACCAGUCCGGCUUUCACUUCAUCGCCUACAUGCCCAUCGGAGACCAUGUCUGGAAGCUUGACGGCCUCGACUACCACCCUCACGACAUGGGCUCUUUCGGAGUUGGUGGCAACGGUGCCGACGGCGGGACCGGAGACUGGUUGCAUUUGGUCGCACCCGUUCUGCAGGACCGCAUGCAGAUUGCCUCAGACGAAGGUGAACACGGUUUUACGCUUCUAGCUGUCGUUCACGAUUCCAUCCUUGAGGACCGUCAAGAGCUUUGCUGCAACAUUAAAACCCUGCAGACCAUUGACAAGCGCCUAGACAAUGUCUACGAUGACUGGCGCAAUCUCGAUGAAGUAAAAUUGCAGUGGAAGGCCGAGACUCUUCUCGGUCCAUCAAAUGAGUACGAUGUGUUCAAUUUCGACAUUGAUCAGGCCAAGGUGCCCAAAGACAUUGCGGACAAGCUGGAGGGUAAUGAUGAUCUCGCACACUUGAUCAAGUUGCGGCAACAGAGCGCAUCGCGGCAGACACAGAUCCGUUCAAGCAUGCGAGACGUGAAGGAGGCGGAGGAACGGGAUGUAGAGCGAGCAAAGCAUCGGAGACAUGACUAUGGCAAGUUCGUGAGGAGAUGGCUUGGGGCUUUGGCGGACCAAGGGACGCUGGAAGAUGUUCUGGGGUAGAAUUCCUGUCUCGCUGAUCGCGGUGAGGUUGAGGUGGGAGAGUGUGACCAUUGCAGUCCUCGCUACUGCAUAAACAAAAACGUGACGCAGUGGGAACAAAGACGGCAUUCUCCGCAC